CUGCAUUUUUUCAUCAUCCUCUUUCAACUUUUCCUCACACUACACAAUUGGUAAUUUUAAAUGGAAUUCGAGGAUUUUCAUCUUCUCUCUGUUAUUCCUGAAACUCCCGAUAUCUUCAAGAUGCUUCCAAGUGCAUGUAAGGAGAGUGGUGUGGAGAUUGUGAAGUGGCGGUGUUUGUUUCGUACAACGGAGUAGACUACCCCAAACAAGAAGAUGAAAAAGAGAUUAAGUCUAAAACAGCCUCGAUUCUUCCGCAAAGGGGCUCUACUCCCUUGCUUUCCGGACCCAAGACAAUGGACUGAGAGCUCUUAUGUAAGACACUUCCUGUUCCAACCUCACUCUACCUGUGUGACAACACGAUAUUGAAUUUGCUUCUUCCUCCUCCUAGGGGAUCUACUUCCAUGGAGUUUCUGAGUGUUCUCCAGAAGCCUCUUGGGCAACAUGAGGGGUUACAUAUGAUUGCUGCAAAUCAAGCCACUGCUGAGUCGAAAUGGAAUGUUGCUGCUCAUGAGAAUUUUGGGCAGAAAAGGAAGGUUUCUGCUCAUGAGAGUUUUGGACAAAAACGGCAUGGGAGUGUUGGAGAAGAGGUGAUUCAAAAAAGGAAAAAAAUUAUAAAAUGGAUGUGAAGAAUCCAUUGAAGACUGGAAAAGAAAUGAGAGUUUAGGGUGGCUAUUUAUUUGCUUUAAGAAUGAAAAAAGGGUGGGAAAAUGAAAAUCUUAAGGGGGG
Messenger RNA from Cuscuta campestris, 726 nucleotides. The record is from the annotation of a GenBank genome assembly. Lineage: Eukaryota; Viridiplantae; Streptophyta; Magnoliopsida; Solanales; Convolvulaceae.